Molecule: messenger RNA, 1133 nt
Organism: Cajanus cajan (pigeon pea)
Lineage: Eukaryota; Viridiplantae; Streptophyta; Magnoliopsida; Fabales; Fabaceae
Product: DNA glycosylase superfamily protein
Biological process (GO): base-excision repair
Molecular function (GO): DNA-3-methyladenine glycosylase activity
Source: RefSeq, a predicted model, not a curated record
GCUUGGACCAGCUGGGAACAAGAGUGGCUCUUUGGGUUCAAGGAAAGCAGCUUCAAAGCCUCUGAGGAAGGUUGAGAAGUUGCUGGAUGAGGUUGCAUCAGUCAAAGAGAAGAAACCCCACCAAGUGUUGUCUUCAGUUGUCACUUCCUCUCCUCACUCACAUUCCGCCAGUGUUUCUUCAGUUCUCCGCCGCCACGAGCAGUUACUGCAUUCUAAUUUGUCUCUCAAUGCCUCAUGUUCAUCUGAUGCCUCUACAGAUUCAUUUCAUAGCAGAGCGUCUACCGGAAGAUUGACUCGCUCCUAUAGCCUUGGUAGCAGAAGAAAGUCCUGUGUGUCAAAGGCAAGAAGUGUUGCUUCUGAUGGUGUGCUAGAAUCUCCCCCUGAUUGCUCACAGUCCAAGAAGAGGUGUGCUUGGGUCACUCCUAACACCGAACCGUGUUAUGCUACAUUCCACGAUGAAGAAUGGGGAGUUCCGGUACAUGAUGACAAGAAACUGUUUGAGCUUCUUGUACUUUCCAGUGUUCUUGCUGAACUAACUUGGCCAGCCAUUCUAAGCAAAAGACAUACUUUUAGGGAAGUUUUUGUAGACUUUGAUCCAGUUGCUGUGUCAAAACUAAGUGAGAAAAAGAUGAUGGCACCUGGAACUAUUGCAAGCUCCCUACUUUCUGAAGUUAAAUUGCGUGCUAUAAUUGAGAAUGCUCGUCAAAUAUCAAAGGUCAUAGACGAAUUUGGGUCAUUUGACAAGUAUAUUUGGAGUUUUGUGAACCACAAGCCUGUAGUUAGCAGAUUCAGGUAUCCGAGACAGGUUCCUGUGAAAACACCAAAGGCUGAUGUUAUUAGCAAAGACCUGGUGAGGAGAGGUUUCCGGGGUGUAGGCCCCACGGUGGUAUAUUCCUUCAUGCAGGUUGCCGGUUUAACCAAUGACCAUCUAAUCAGUUGCUUCAGAUUUGACGAGUGUAUAGCCGUGGCAGAAGGGAAGGAAGAGAAUCAUGCUGAACAAAAGGAGAGUGAAAACAUGAUGGAAUCAGAUCUGUCCAUUGCCAUGGAUGAUUUGAGUUUCUCCUCAGAAUGAUGCUUCAACUUUGGUGUUAGUGUACUACUCUUUUAGCCAUAGAUUUAGUAAUGUUGGAGGG